Nothobranchius furzeri (turquoise killifish) is the source of this 4482-nucleotide messenger RNA. RefSeq names its product PHD finger protein 14 (gene phf14). The record is from RefSeq and is a predicted model, not a curated record. Gene Ontology annotation, biological process: regulation of transcription by RNA polymerase II. NCBI's taxonomy places the organism in Eukaryota, Metazoa, Chordata, Actinopteri, Cyprinodontiformes, Nothobranchiidae.
AAAUAAACUUGAGCAAAAGCUUUGGAUCAGUACAUCUGUGCUGCAGUGAUCUGUCUGUUGGCUGCAUAAAUGGCCCAUGAUGUAUCGGGUUUACUGUCUCCAUAGAAACAACAUCCAGACGUAACUACGUCACCACCGUGCUCUUAUUGUCCAGAUGUAACAUGCUGUUUUGGUUCUCACUCGUCCUGUAAAUAAACGAGUUCACAUGGACCGUAGCUUGAAGAGACGGCAGGUGAAGCCACUUGCUGCCUCUCUCCUUGAUGCCUUGGACUAUGACAGUUCUGAUGACAGUGACUUUGAAGUUGGAGAUGCAUCAGGGUCUGAUGGUACCGGCAAUGGCAGUGAUGAGGAGGGCUCUAAGGUCAGUGCUGCAGGCUCAGAAAAUGAAUCGGACAAUGCUGCUUCUGUUGAUGAUGGUCAGGAGGAGGGGGCCAAAGACCUGGCUGCUGAAGACAACCUAACUGAGGAUGAGGAGAAGGUCAAACCAUCCUCAGAUAGCUCCACCAAAGACACACCCUCUGUCACCCAGUCCAAACGUAGAAGGACGAGCAAGAAGGUGGCAGAACCCAGCCCCGCUGAAGCUGGUGAACCUGAAUCUACCUCAGCAUCCGGAGCUGGCAGUGGGAAUGCAGAGGAGUCGCCGACUGAGCCCAAGAAAUGGAAUUUCAGAAGGAACCGUCCCCUUUUGGACUUUACAACCAUGGAGGAGCUGAAUGAGAUGGACGACUAUGACAGUGAAGACGAUAACGACUGGAGGCCUACGGCAGAGAAGAAGAAAGGAAAAGCAGCUGCUCAGAAAGGCGGCACAGAGGAGGAAGAAGGAGGCAGUGCCAGUGACGACAACGACGACGAUGAGGACGAUGACAAUGAUGAUGAUGAUGACGACGACGACGAUGACGAUGAUGACAACAACGAUGACAAGGAAGAUGGUGAUGACAACAACAACAGUAGUAGUGAUAGUGAGAAAGAGGUGAAGAAGUCCAAGAAGAAGGUGAAGACCAGCAGUGCUUUUGAUGAUGACCUGACCAAUGACAGCAUGUCCCAAGGAAAGGGGAAUGAGGAUGCUUUGCUCGACCGCUCUCAGACUUGGAACACUCAGCACAUCCUGAUCUGCUGCGUUUGCUUGGGAGACAACAGUGAGGAUGCAGAUGAGAUUAUCCAGUGUGACAACUGUGGGGUGACUGUGCAUGAAGGGUGCUACGGUGUGGACGGAGAGAGCGACUCUAUCAUGAGCUCGGCCUCUGAGAAUUCCACCGAGCCAUGGUUCUGUGACGCCUGCAAGAACGGCGUGACUCCCAGCUGUGAGCUGUGCCCAAACCAAGAUGGCAUCUUCAAGGAAACCGAUGCCGGAAGGUGGGUGCACAUGGUUUGUGCGCUUUACGUCCCCGGAGUGGCGUUUGGAGACAUCGAUAAACUGAGACCAGUGACGCUCACCGAGAUGAAUUAUUCAAAGUAUGGAGCCAAGGAGUGCAGCUUCUGUGAGGACUCCCGCUUCUCCAGGACAGGGGUGUGCAUCAGCUGUGAUGCAGGAAUGUGUCGCUCCUACUUUCAUGUCACCUGUGCACAAAAAGAGGGACUUCUAUCUGAGGCUGCAGCCGAGGAGGACAUUGCUGAUCCAUUCUUUGCGUACUGCAAGCAACACGCAGACCGCUUUGACAGGAAAUGGAAAAGGAAGAAUUAUCUGGCUUUGCAGUCCUACUGUAAAGUCUCUCUGCAGGAGAGAGAGAAGCAGCUCACUCCUGAGGCUCAGGCCAGAAUAUCCACCCGCCUGCAGCAGUACCGAGCUAAAGGAGAGCUGUCCAGGAACACCCGACCCCAGGCCUGGGUGCCUCGUGAGAAGCUGCCCCGACCUCUGACCUCUAGCGCUUCAGCCAUUAGAAAGCUGAUGAGGAAGGCAGAGCUGAUGGGCAUCAGCACAGAUAUUUUCCCCGUUGACACAUCUGAUGCCAACGCUAGCAUGGAUGGACGCCGGAAACACAAGCAGCCUGCCCUAACUGCAGACUUCGUUAACUACUACCUGGAGCGAAACAUGCGAAUGAUCCAGAUCCAGGACAACAUCUCAGAGCAGAAGAGCCUGAAAGACAAACUAGAGAGUGAACAGGAAAAACUUCAUGUGGAGUACAACAAGCUGUGUGAGUUCCUGGAGGAUCUGCUGAAUGUAAACGGAACCCUGCGGAGUGAAGGCCAGGCCAUUUGGACUCUGCUGGGCAGCAUCGUGGGCCAGAAGCUGAACACUCCCACAAUUCUGAAAGCUCCCAAAGAAAGGAAACCCAGCAAGAAGGAAGGAGGAUCACCUGGAAAGUCGUCCAGCCUGCCAGCCGUCCUCUACAGCUGUGGAAUCUGUAAGAAGAACCAGGACCAACAUCUUCUGGUGCUGUGUGACACGUGCAAACUGUAUUACCACCUGGGCUGCUUGGAGCCUCCGCUUACACGAAUGCCCAAGAAGACCAAGAACAGCUACUGGCAAUGCUCAGAGUGUGACCAGGCCAGCAGCGAUGAGGCUGACAUUGCCAUGGAGACAUUACCCGAUGGUACCAAGAGAUCUAGGAGGCAGAUAAAAGGACCAAUCAAGUUUAUUCCUCAGGAGAUGUCUCCGGAGCCCAAGAAACCACAAGUGAGAGGGACGAGAACCAGAGGGCAGAAGAGGAAGAGGGUUCCCAUGGCAGAGGACCGGGAGGAGAAAGUUGAGGAACCACUGCCACGGGAACGCAGACAACGCCAUUCUGCAGUGCAGAAAAAACCAAAAGCUGACGACACAAGGACCGAGUGUGCAACCUGCAAAGGACCGGGCGACAAUGAAAACUUAGUGAGGUUGUGAGAGCCGGGCAGCCACCUCACCUCACCUCCCAUAAAAUCUCGGGACUGAUGACCGUUGGCUUAGAGACAGAGAAAGAGAGGGGGAGAGAGAGAGAAAGAGGCAAAUUGAAGCUCGAAUCGGGCCGAAGAACAAGACCGUCACAUCGCUCCGCAGCACCUCUGAUCCAAAGUGGACAGCACAAAUAGGAGCAAAACAUGGAACCAUCCAUGGCCACAUUGAUUUUAAUGAAGUUUCUCUUUUCUAUGUCUAACAUGUUUUACACUGUAACAGAAUAUGAAGUGUAAUGUUUGUGUUUAAAUGGUUAAUUAACUCUGGUUAGGAAACACCACAUUCUGGUAUUCAUGCUUCCUUGUUCUGAGAAAACAACCCCAAACCACAGAGGUUCUCCAACACAAGCCUUUCUGCUUCAGUUAGGUAGAAGUGGACCAGAUGGUUGGUAUCAACCCCAGAAAAUCUCUAAAAUUACCUCAAUCUGACAAAAGUCACAAAAACAAAAUGAAGUGAAAAUUAACUCAUGAGCAUGAGACGUUACUUUUAAAUUCAAGUUUAACAGCAGAACUUCAAUAAACAAUCUACUCAAACUGGUUUGGUCUAAAGUUAUGUAACAUGUAACUUAAUAUUUACUUGUUCCUCCUGAGGAGAUCAAUGGAUUUCUGUAACUUUCAGGGGGACUUCUCACCUGUUUACAGGUGUUCUGACCUUUUUUUAGUGUGUCUUGUUACCUUUAGCUGGUUGGAGAUGGUCUUCUAACCUUCAGAUGGUUGGAGAUGGUCUUCUAGCCUUUAGCUGGUUGGAAAUGGUCUUCUAGCCUUUAGCUGGUUGGAGAUGGUCUUCUAACCUUCAGAUGGUUGGAGAUGGUCUUCUGGCCUUUAGCUGGUUGGAGAUGGUCUUCUAGCCUUUAGCUGGUUGGAGAUGGUUUUAUAACCUUCAGCUGGUUGGAGAUGGUCUUCUAGCCUUCAGCUGGUUGGAGAUGGUUUUAUAACCUUCAGCUGGUUGGAGAUGGUCUUCUAGCCUUCAGCUGGUUGGAGAUGGUCUUCUGGCCUUUAGCUGGUUGGACAUGGUCUUCUGGCCUUUAGCUGGUUGGAGAUGGUCUUCUUGCCUUCAGCUGGUUGGAGAUGGUUUUAUAACCUUCAGCUGGUUGGAGAUGGUCUUCUAGCCUUCAGCUGGUUGGAGAUGGUCUUCUUGCCUUUAGCUGGUUGGAGAUGGUCUUCUAGCCUUCAGCUGGUUGGAGAUGGUCUUCUUGCCUUUAGCUGGUUGGAGAUGGUUUUAUAACCUUCAGCUGGUUGGAGAUGGUCUUCUAGCCUUCAGCUGGUUGGAGAUGGUUUUAUAACCUUCAGCUGGUUGGAGAUGGUUUUAUAACCUUCAGCUGGUUGGAGAUGGUCUUCUAGCCUUCAGCUGGUUGGAGAUGGUUUUAUAACCUUCAGCUGGUUGGAGAUGGUCUUCUAGCCUUUAGCUGGAUGGAGAUGGUCUUCUGGCCUUUAGCUGGUUGGACAUGGUCUUCUGGCCUUUAGCUGGUUGGAGAUGGUCUUCUUGCCUUCAGCUGGUUGGAGAUGGUCUUCUAACCUUCAGCUGGUUGGAGAUGGUCUUCUAGCCUUCAGCUGGUUGGAGAUGGUUUUAUAACCUUCAGCUGGUUGGAGAUGGUCUUCUGGCCUUAACCCUUUGAU